This is a messenger RNA of Acipenser ruthenus (sterlet), 1976 nucleotides long. RefSeq lists its product as uncharacterized. Lineage: Eukaryota; Metazoa; Chordata; Actinopteri; Acipenseriformes; Acipenseridae. The coding region runs from base 107 to 1231 and encodes 374 amino acids. The record is from RefSeq and is a predicted model, not a curated record. The transcript has 9 exons.
ACCAAACACGGUGAGCAACAGAGACCGUCGAAAUCAAGUACAGGUAUCCCUCCAGACCCGCGUGCCAUGAAUCUACUAUAAUUUAAGCUACAUUCUUGUAAAGAGGAUGUCUAAACAGGGUUCCCAAGGUUACGACUUUCUGUCCGGGGAGGAGGAGUCCAAAGGGGUUUUGUCGAGGUCCGAUGUGCUCAACAGUGUGGACAAUGCGGGAGACAGAUGGGAUGGCGAUGCUGCUGCUAGGAUCAUUGGAGGAUGCUGGAGAUCCUAUAGGGAUAAAAGGCUGUUCCGUCUCCUGAAACACACAGUGUGCGCAGCGGAACACUGCCUGACCUACGAAAUCAUAAGAAAGGUCAGCCCAUCAGAAGCAGAGCUUUUAAAGGACCGUAGCAUGCAGUGCAAGGUUAGAUUCAGGUUUGCCGGGAGUGAGUUCCCUCCCAUCAUUGUGUUCAAAAUCUUCCACAAAAGCGGAGGCCAUGGAAACAAGUACAUAACGGGGAAGAGAGCAAUCCGCCCCGCGAGCGAGGCAGCAGUCGACGCGUGCAGAAUGAUGGGACACAGGAGGUUUUUUGAUCAAAUCAUACUCGAUGAAAUUCAGCAUCAAGGAAAGAAAAUAGUGGAUGAAAUCGACGUGACCAGCCUGAAAGAAUACAUGCAGUACGUCAGCCACCUGGAUGAGAUGCCAGCGUACUUGGGUGGCAGGGAUAACUCGUGGAGGAAGCUGUCCUUGCAAGGGCUGCCCCGGACCACCAUCAUGUACGACAUUGUGGAGUACGCAGAGACAGGCAGCCUGUCAGACAGGUUGAGGGGGGAGCUGCCAGGGCUGCUGGUGAGACCUCUCUCUCAGGACAUGUUGCUUCUGCAGCUCACUGCCAUCUCUAAGCUCAGUUCUCCGCUCGUUCCUCAGAGCUCGAUGGCCUCUGUCCACAGACCCACCCUGCGCUCCACUACCCCCCAGUGCUCGUCGCGGCGCUCGGACAGGGCCCGCCGGAAAGCAGCCAAGAUGAGACGGCUCUACGGGCUGGACAGUGACCCGGCCGAGCAUGAACAGGGUCAAACAGACAUUGACCCCGUGGUUCUGAGCUCCCGGACCCAGGAGGAAUCAGAGCAGUGGGAAGAGGAGGCUGACAGACUGUACACCUGGACUCAAGAGCUUUCUUUAGAAGACCUUGGAGUGGCGUCGCCAGCCCACAACCUCCAGACACUGACUUCAGCCGUUAUAAACGAUAAAUAAAAAUUAUAGGUGGCUAUAUAAAGUCUUUUACUUUGGAGGUUUUCAACAACAUAGAAAAACAAGUUUCUUUGUGCCAGAUUAAAAAAAGAAACAAGUACAAAUCCUGCUUGUUUUGCGCCUGUUCAGAGCAGGGAAUGACUGAACAAAUGACUGAUUUCAGUGAGGCAUUCAUCCCGCCCCAACCUGCUUGAAAGGAAUAAUGGUGGUAAUCACAGAGGAACAGCCAUGCUGCUAAACACCUUGCAGACUUGUCACAUCAAUCCAGUACUGUCGUGGCUGGCAGUGAGAGUGUUAUGGAGGGUGCUUCUCGUUUUACUGUCUGGUCUCUGCAGCUUGUCCUUAGUGUAUUCUUCAAUAUUAAGUAUUACUGACAAUAUAUAAAAUGUCACAAGGCUAUAUUGAACUAUAUGAACAUUUAUUUCUGGAAAGAAAUGACACACCGUUCAAAUGCCAGUGAACAAUCAGCAUGUAGUAAAGAUAUAUAGAUAUUUCAGUCAGCUCUUUGUUUAUUAUUGUUUACCAAAUAAACCUCAAGUUGAGAUUGUGAACAGUAAGGACGGGAUGUUAGUAAUUCUAAAACCCUAAUUCUAACAGACUGCGCACUAGAUACAAAAUAUAUCACUUUGAACAGCAAAGAAGAUGGAACUGUACAGAGACUGUUUGGCAUUUUAUAUACAUGAUAUUGACACUGAUAAAAAAAACAAAAAACAAAUUAACCUGAAAGAAAAGAGUACAGACUGGGAUG